UCUGGGGCGGCCGGCGGCGGGCAUGGCUGGGGGGCGGCGGCCGGUGGGGCUCGCCCUGGGCUGGGGCUGCUGCCUGCUGCUCUGCUGCGCUGCAGCCAGCAAGCUGGAGAUCUCCAUGCCACCCGUGCUGGAAGUGGAGUUGGGGGGCACAGCCAGGAUCGAGUGCAACUUCUACAUCCCUGAGAAUGCUUCCUACACCUACAUCGACUGGUUCUACGUGGACCGCAGCAACAAGCAGGUGAGGCUGUUCCACGUCACGGCCAGCGGGGUCAUGGAGGACGACACCGACUACAAGCAGCGGCUGUCCCUGGGGGAGGACAAGGCCCUGUCCCUCAGCGCGGUGACACUGCAGGACGCCAGGACCUUCAUGUGCCAGGUGGGAGCUGGCAGCUACGGCGUGGGCGAGAGCAGCACCGAGCUCAGCGUCUACAAGGUCCCCACCACCCCUGAGAUUGAGCCCGUCUCAGGAGGCAUCUCCGUGCACAACAGUGAAACCCCCGAGAUUGCCAAGUGUGUGAGCAAAAACAGCUUCCCAGCUCCCAACAUCACCUGGCACAGGAACGGGGAGCAGCUGCACAACCAGGAGAACGACGUGGCCAUCCUGUCGACGGUGACGCGCGAGUCGAGCGGGCUGUACACGGUCAGCAGCACGCUGUACGCGCCCGUCACGCGCGAGGACCGCCACUCCCGCUACCACUGCACCGUGCACUACUGGCUGCAGGGCCACAGGCGUGCCCUGGACUCGCAGCGGGUCAAAAUCAACGUUUUCUACCCCGCCGAGCACUUGACGCUCCAGGUGGUGCCCUCCUCGACGCUGGUGAAGGAAGGGGACAAUGUCACGCUGGUCUGCGAGGCUGAUGGCAACCCACCGCCCGUUUUCAGCUUCUUUAAGAAAAACCUGGAUGACUGGCAGGAUGUGACACCGCUGGCAGACCCCGACAACGGGGUCCUGAAGCUGCACGACGUCAACAAAACCAGCAGCGGCACGUACAGGUGCCAGACCCUGGACCUGGAUGAUCUGUCACAGAUAGAGGAGGAGGUGGAUCUUGUUGUGAACUACAUUGAAGGGGUCCAUGUGAAGAUGGAGCCGUCCUCAACCCUUCGUGAAGGGGACAGUGUGAUGCUGAGCUGUGAUGCCAACAGCCCCGUGGGCCUGAAAUACCAGUGGAGGGAUGAGAAGGGCAAGAAGCUGGUGGAAGGGAACCAGCUCUUCCUGAAGAACCUCACCUUCGAAACCUCCAGCAACUUCAGCUGCAGGGUGAUGGCCCCGAGCGUGCCAGGGCUGGAGCAGAGCAAGAAGGUGUCCGUGGCUGUGGAGGGGAAGCCGCGGAUCGUGGCCAUCAGCUCCCCGCUCUACGUGCGCCAGGACGAGGUGAUCAACCUGACCUGCAAGGCCAUCGCCUUCCCCCCGCCCACGGUGCAGUGGAGCAUCAACGGCACGGCUCACGAGUUCGUGGACAAGCAGCACAUCGCCAGCAACCUGACGGUGCGGGUGAGCCACGAGCUGCUGCAGGCGGGAGCCAUGUGCCGGGUGUCCAACAAGCUGGGUGUCAGUGAGAAGCACAUCCAGCUGCUGGUGGAUGAUUCCAUCAGGAAAGAUCAAAAGUCAACAGCAGAGAGCCAAGGGGUGAUCAUCGUGGCCAUCAUCGUGGCCAUCCUCGUGGUGGCCGUGCUGGGCGCUGUCAUCUACUUCCUGCACAAGAAAGGCAAGAUCCCGUGUGGCCGUGCCGGGAAGCAGGACAUCACAAAGCCAGAGGCCCGUAAAGACAAGAUUGUAGUUGAAGUUAAGUCAGAUAAACUUCCCGAAGAGGCGGGGCUCCUGCAGGGCGCCAACGGCGAGAAGAGAGCUGCAGCUGACCAGGCGGGACUGAAGAGCGAGAAAUACAUCGAUCUGAGAAACUAGAGAGGAAAACCUACUAAGUGCUUUCUUCCUUCAAACCUUUCCUGCUCUUGGAUUGCCUUCUCCCACCCCUGCUGCAGCCCCUGGGGAGCACGGCCAGAGAGCACCCGGGUGUCCCCGAGCUGGGGACACCUCCCUGCCUCACCUGGCCACUACCUCAGCCCUGGGCUCGCAGGUGUUGCCUUAGCAGCAAAGCUGGACUCGCUUUACUACUCCAGAGAAGCCACAGCAAUAUUAGGAAGAAUUAUAUCCCAUUAAUCCCUACUUUGGUGGAAGGAUUUGAGGCUCUUUCAGGUAAUCUGUUCUGUACGUGUUGUGGGAAGGUUUUGACGUGUUCUUUUUGCCCUGACCUUGCUCAGAGGGGCUGGUGAGAUUUGGGUUUGGGGAUGUCUGAGGCACCUUGGCUGUAGUGGGUGCAGGUUGGAGGAGGGAGGAGCAGAGGGGGUGUGUUGGGGAGGGUUUGAGUGCUUUGCUUUGUCUUUGAGCCGUUCCCAGUUGAUCGUUCCCAGUUUAUUGUGCUGCGAUCCCACAGAGGAGGAGAGGAGCUGGCAGAGCAAGGCAGGGGUGCCAAUCUCCAGAAAGCCUUGAGGGUGUGUGGUUUGGCUGUGCUGACCCGAGGGGCAGGGCUCCCCUCUCCCCUCUCAGUUUGGUGUGUUGUAGGGACACUGCAGCAGCAGCACCAGAGCUCCCACACACCAAAAUUCAACUUCAGACAGGGCCAGUCAGCGACGUCUCAGGGUUUUUUUGUGCUCAGCCAUUGCCAGCCCCAGGUCCAACUCCUCUCUGGGCUUCGCUGCCACCCCUGGCCCCACUGGGAGGAGGGAGAUGGGCAAGAACCGGCCACAAACUUCCUAUCAGUGCCACCUCCGAGCUCUGCUGCCCACAAAACUCCGUCCCCUGGGUGUCCCAUCCCAGCCCUGGCACAGCAGAUUCAUCCCCUCCUGCUACACGUGGUGUCCAAGCAAAAGCUUUGGUUUAUAUAUAUAUUUUUGUUGGAUUGUGUGUACAUUUCCAGGAGUUUUGUUUCUUUUUGUUCUGUUUUUGUUGUUGUUCGAUACUUGCGAGGUUUUUUGGUUUUUUUUAUAUAUGUGAAAAUAAAGUACGGAUUCAAAGCUGA
Molecule: messenger RNA, 3017 nt
Organism: Taeniopygia guttata (zebra finch)
Lineage: Eukaryota; Metazoa; Chordata; Aves; Passeriformes; Estrildidae
Source: RefSeq, a predicted model, not a curated record